Molecule: messenger RNA, 3646 nt
Organism: Cuculus canorus (common cuckoo)
Lineage: Eukaryota; Metazoa; Chordata; Aves; Cuculiformes; Cuculidae
Gene: ERLIN2
Product: ER lipid raft associated 2
Exons: 11
Coding region: 41-1069 (342 amino acids)
Biological process (GO): SREBP signaling pathway
Cellular component (GO): endoplasmic reticulum; endoplasmic reticulum membrane
Molecular function (GO): cholesterol binding; ubiquitin protein ligase binding
Source: RefSeq, a predicted model, not a curated record
AUGACGUCACGCGUCGCCGGUAAAGCCGGCGGCAGCGGGCAUGGCCCAGCUGGGCGCGAUCGCGGCGCUCGCCCUCAGCUUCUUCGCCGCCGCCUUCCUCUCGGCCAUCCACAAGAUCGAGGAGGGGCACAUCGGCGUCUACUACCGCGGCGGGGCGUUGCUGACCUCCACCAGCGGGCCCGGCUUCCACCUCAUGCUGCCCUUCAUCACGUCCUACAAGUCAGUGCAGACCACGCUGCAGACAGACGAGGUGAAGAAUGUUCCCUGUGGCACCAGCGGUGGAGUGAUGAUUUAUUUUGACAGAAUUGAGGUGGUGAAUUUCCUGAUCCAGAGUGCAGUGUAUGACAUCGUGAAGAACUACACUGCUGACUAUGACAAAGCUCUAAUCUUCAACAAGAUCCACCAUGAGCUGAACCAGUUCUGCAGCGUCCACACACUGCAGGAAGUCUACAUCGAGCUGUUCGAUCAGAUUGAUGAAAACCUUAAACUGGCCUUGCAGCAAGACCUGACGACCAUGGCCCCUGGGUUAAUUAUACAGGCAGUUCGAGUUACAAAGCCAAACAUCCCUGAAACAAUCCGGAGGAAUUAUGAGCUCAUGGAGAGCGAGAAGACAAAGCUGCUGAUUGCAGCACAGAAGCAGAAGGUGGUGGAGAAGGAAGCAGAGACAGAGAGGAAGAAAGCCCUCAUCGAGGCAGAAAAAAUAGCACAAGUUGCUGAAAUAACUUAUGGACAGAAAGUGAUGGAAAAGGAAACGGAGAAGCGGAUUUCAGAGAUUGAAGAUGCUGCGUUUCUUGCAAGAGAGAAGGCGAGAGCUGAUGCCGAGUGCUACACCGCUAUGAAAGUAGCCGAGGCUAACAAGCUGAAGUUGACUCCUGAGUACUUGCAGCUGAUGAAAUACAAGGCCAUUGCUGCAAACAGCAAGAUAUAUUUUGGCAAAGAUAUUCCCAACAUGUUCAUGGACUAUGCGGGAAGCCAGACCAAACUUGCAGAGGGACUGGCAGAAGGAAUCUUAGAAGAGGAUGGGGCAGGAACCAGUGAGGACACAAAACUACUUCAUAAUGUCAACUGAAAAUAACGAUUUCUAUUUGUUUUAUAUUGAAACACGAACUGGGAAAUUCCUUUUUGUUUUCCCCCUUUCCUCUACUGAAAGAGACAAAUCAGACUUAAUCCUUUCGAUCUUUUGUAUGACCAUUAGGCACAAAGACUUUGGUAUUUAUGGGGUGUUUUUCCGGGUAACUUCUAAGCAGCCAGCUCCAGGUAUGUCCUCCAGGUGCACCUCUCCCUCUUGGAUGUGCAGGCCAAAUGACUCUGGAGAGGCUUGCUCACCUGUCUGUCCUGCAGCCAGCUUAGGUGGGGACUUGAUUUUGGGCUGGAGUGGUUUGUAGCAGUUGGAAAUAAAUGAGAUUUUGAGGUUUGGGUGGGAGGGGAAUUGCUGCUACCACUCCUUUUGUUUUUUGUUGGAGCUUUUGAGUACUUUAUUCCAAACCCCUUUCUCAAAGAGGUGCUAGACUUUUGUACACUACGCGUGUCUGCAGGAGGGCACAGACCUUGUCUGAGUGGCGGGGUCGUGCUGGUGUGUGGGGUGCCGGGAUGAUCCAACAGCCCGUAUCCACGCUCCCGGUCCAUCCUGAGCGCAGAGUGUUGCAAAUGCAUAAAACCCCCUUUUACUGAGCUCCAAGCUGCUGUGUUUUGCCUUGGUAGGGCAGCUGAGACAGAGUUCCAGAAGUUUGGCUGCAAUCCUGAAGGUUACCUGGUUUCCAUGAGGAGAUCGAAGCCUUAGACCGUGUGUUGCACAGGUAGUGGCUCGUUUUCCUGCUUCUUAGCACUGGUUUGCUUUCCAGACAAAGCAGAGUCUGUGUUGGCAGGCUUUUGCCAGCAGUUUUGCUGCUGGGUGAUGCAUGAGGGAGGCAGUGUCCUGCCAGUGGGUAACCAGACUCGAUUUUCAGUGAUCCAGACUGCAGUGAAAAUCGAGGGAGAAAGGAAUUUUUGCCUCAGGGACCCUGACUUUGCAAAGAGCCUUGCCGGCAAGGAACGGCUUGUGUGACUGGUCCCCUGGUCACUACAGCACAUUCUCUGCCUCUGCAAGAGCAGUUGCACUUCAAUUUCAGUGUUUGCGGCAUCGUCUCAGAAAAAGGACGUUGAGGUAAACAGGAGCAGAUGGAACACAGUUUAUGUUGUGUUUGGGUUUUGUUCUCAGGCCUUGUGCAAGAUUUCCUGGUAGCAAAGGACAGAAAUGAUCAUCCUGAAGAGCCACAGGGCAGAGAAAGGCAUCUCUGGGCUGUCCAAAGAUGAAUUUUCCUUCCUUUUUGCUCAGAUUGAUGCUAUAGAAUGUACCUUCCACUUCAGGAACCUGAUUAAUCCUUCACCAGGGAGGUGAUAGGGCUUUGUUUUACACACAUGUAAGACCCGAGGAGUGUUAAAGACAAAAGUUCAGGCCAAGAGAGAACACUUGUUUCCUUUCCCUAAUCCAUCUGCCGCUCUGCAGGAGAGCCUGUUUAUUAAUUGCUGUUAUAAUUUGCAGCCGGCGUACUGGUAAGAGGUGGUGUGAGUUGGUUGUCGGAGAGCAGCCAACUACAUUUACAAUCCCGUGCCCCAAACGCUGGCUACCUGCUAUGCGUGGCUUCACUCUUCAGUGUUUUAAAUAAGCAUUAGCCUUUUUGGUGAGGCGGUCACACUAAGGUGGAAACGUGAUGAGUUUCAGCUGCUGGUUCCAGUAUUUGUACUUCAUUUUCCCUUUCCCUGUUAGGAGAGUGACUGUUGAGACUUGAAAAUGCAAAAUGAAAGAUAAGCAUUGGUGCCUGCUGGAGAAAAGUCCCAUUUCUUACGUGUCGUUGUUGGAAAACAGGAGCUAAGGGAAGUGUCAUCUCCAGACCUGUGCACUCUGUUAGGCAGCGUGGCAGUCAAAUAAUCGCGUUGAUGGUAGGCUGUGAUAUUCUUGACUUUUAUAAAUGGAUCUUUGCAGGAAAACUAUGAACGGGGAAUAGCGGAAGCUUAGGAAUGAGGUAAUAGUACCUAAACCUCUGAGGAUGAUCUCAUUUGGGAUUGUUCUGUGUUCAUAUUAGGCAUUUCCACUAGUCGCUAAAACCUCCUUUUUAUGUAUUUUUCACUAAUGAAAUAACCCAACUAAGCCAAAGCGGUAUUAGAGUGUGGUUUUUGUAUGGCUUCGUGGUGAGACAAUAGGUUGGAAUGAGUAAGUCAUAAUGCGAUUUUUUUUUUAAUCAAAAACGUUACUGCUGAAGUAUUCUUGUUGUUAACAUAAAUUGUAAUAAGAGUGAAAAAUGCAAAAACAGAGUUGAAAUCUUAGUAGGCUUCACAAGCCCAAAUCCAUUGUUGCAUUCUUCAGGUUCCUUCAUUGUAUGUAUAAUUUCUUUAAUUUUCCCGAGUAGAUCUGUCACUAUGUGUAAGUCUUUAUUCCGUCUAUCUCGUUAAACUGAUGUUUUGUUCUAAUUUCCAUGAUCUGAAGUCUCAGAAUUAAAAUCUGCAUUUUAAAACCACUCUGUAUAUCAAGGAAAAUACAGGGUUGUGGCACUGCUGAUACCUGGGAAUGGCCGGCAGGAGCAUGGGAAUGCUUUACCGGUACAGUCUUUGAUCUUCUUACGCAUUUAAUUAAAAGCCUUUUUAUUUUGGUAUUUGCUAUGACAAUAAA